AUGACGGUAUCGGAAAAAUGUGCAGCAUUAAAACGAAAAGCCAAAGUCUACAGAACAGGAAAAAAGAGACCUACACUGGACAGAAUGUUCGCUUCGACAUCACAAAGAAAUGAUGAUGGUUUGCAGUCGUCUUACAAUAUCUCGUUACUUAUAGCAAAAUCCGGAAAACCGCAUACUAUCGGAGAGAAGUUAAUUUUGCCAGCCGUCGAAGAGGUUUUAAAAACUGUUUUACACAAACCUGCAUCUGAUAUCAUUAAAAGAAUUCCCUCAAGCAAUAAUAAUGUUGAAAGACAAAUCUACGAAGAACUGCUCUUCGCAAGAACUUUGAUAACCGACACUAAAGGUGUAUCAAUAUUUCAUGUUUUGAAGUAUUACUUCAUUGAAGAAGCAAUUCCUUUAUCAAAUAUAAUAUCAGUAGCUACAGAUGGAGCACCUGCCAUGGUUGGACGUUAUCGUGGAUUUAUAAGCUAUUUAAAACAAAAUGUGUCAGGGGUGUUAGCAAUACAUUGCGUCAUCCAUCGACAACAUUUAGUUGCUAAAAAUUUGAGUGUUAGAUUGCAUGAAUCACUUCAUUCAGUCAUUGAUGCAGUAAACCGAAUCCGAAGCAACGCGUUGAAUACGCGGUUAUUUACGCAGUUGUGUGAAGAAAAUGACGAACACUUUCAUCAAUUACUCCUUCACACUGAAGUACGCUGGCUGUCGAAAGGCUUAUGUUUGACAAGAUUUUUUUCACUUUUUGAGACUAUUUUAGAAUUUAUGGAAACUAAAGAUAAAAUUCUAAAAGAAAAUUUAAUGAAGAGGAAAACAGACAUCGCCUAUUUAACAGAUUUGUUUACAAAAUUGAAUAUGGUUAAUUUGCAGUUACAAGGCGACAGUUUAAAUUUGAUUAAAACAAAGUCCAUCUUAUCAGCGUUUCUUGCCAGAGUUAAACUAAUGAAGCAAAAUAUUGGACGGGGCGAAUUUUCUCAGUUCCCCAAUUUGUCACAGACAAGCUGCCAGGAAGACGACGUUUCAACUUACGUUCAACAUUUAAAUGCCCCCUAUUCAGAUUUUGAAUCCAGGUUUGAGGAUAUUUUGAAUAUGGAGGAACUGACUGAACUAAGUACAAACGAAGAACUUAAGGUGCAGUUUAAAAACGGAUAUCAGCAAUUCUGGCUGCAAAACAACAUAUCCGUUACUUAUCCCGUAUUAUGGAAUAUAGCGAGGAAAUUUUUAAUUUCCUUUCCAACGUCAUACCUAGUGGAAAGGGGGUUCAGCGCUGUUACCAAUCUCCUAACGAAAAAAAGAAACAGACUGGACAUAAUUAGCCGAGGAGAUUUAAGAUUAACCCUUACAAAAUUGACGCCAAAUGUUGAUAAUUUAUUAUUAAAGCAUCAGGGAGGUGGAGGAUCAGGCAUUCUGGUGGUGGUAAAUAAUGUUGCGGAAAUGAGGCGUCAAACCAUAUUUCACCUUCAACGAAAUAGGAUAUAA
Molecule: messenger RNA, 1470 nt
Organism: Acanthoscelides obtectus
Lineage: Eukaryota; Metazoa; Arthropoda; Insecta; Coleoptera; Chrysomelidae
Source: the annotation of a GenBank genome assembly